Messenger RNA from Pelodiscus sinensis (Chinese soft-shelled turtle), 4596 nucleotides. Its product is annotated as E3 SUMO-protein ligase KIAA1586-like. Lineage: Eukaryota; Metazoa; Chordata; Testudines; Trionychidae. The record is from RefSeq and is a predicted model, not a curated record.
ACAGCCUCUGGAGUUCACGGAGAGGGGAUGGAGGAGAACACGGGUGGGAAGGGCUGUCAAAGACCCAGGCCAAGGGAAAUGGGGCGGAAGGAGAUGGGGCAGGGAAGACACAUGGUAGGGUGGCUGGUUGUUGCAUUGGGACAGGGAAACUGACUCUCCCCAUAGAUGCCAUGGGGGUGGAGAAAGGAGACAGAUUAUGUUGGUUCCCGGAUAAUUUCGGGGGGUGGGGUGUUGUUUCCCAGCUGGGAGCUGAAGGGCAUUGGGGGAUGACAGUUCCACAAACUGUGUAUGCAGAUGUCAGGCUGUGGGGGAGGUCCCUGGGUCAAUUCUUAGACUCACCUUUCCCACAGUGCCUCCCUCAGGCCGAGCUUGGAGUCUGCCUGCCUGGCUCUCAACUCGUGGUCUAGGGACCGUGGCAGGUCCACAGACUGGGGCUGUGUCAGAGUUUUAUCUCCAGAUGUUACACUGCUUUAGUUAAACUGCUGUUGCAUGGUCAUGCUGUGCUUCUUGUGUCAGCAGCAUGCAUCCACGUUACCAGCUCUUGUCUUGCAUCGACAGAGAGAGCCAUGUGAUGUAGGCAGUGUGACCGGUUCGAUCACAGAGGUCUCCUUGGGGCUGUUCCCUGGCAUGCUGAUCAUGCCACCAAGCCCCUCCCCCAGUGUGUCCUGCAAAAGCUCAAAGGCACAGAGUUCGGGGAACAGCUUCCUUCCCCCCCACGCCCUCCGCAGCAGAGUAACACACUCAGAAUCAGCUCUGCUAUAGGGCUGGUGACAAUUUCACUAUGUGAAUCUCUUUUCGAAGUAGGCAUGUACGUGAAAUAGCUGGUACUUCUGGUUAUGCGAUUUCUAUGCAAGUAUCACCUUGGUAUCUGAAGUUAUGACUAUUACCUGCGUUUUACUAAGUGUUUCCUCCUGUGGUAACACCCAGAAGGUAUUUAACCAACACAGGCAGGGACAAGUCAAGUUGAAUGGUCCAUUAAGGAAUACUUAGCUUAACAAUGGACUGGAAAUCACCUGUCUAUACUAAAUGGACUUUUCCUGUGAAUGUUCUAAGUAGAAUAAUGGAUAGGAAAGGACAUGUAACUUGCAGUGUCUGACUCCAAACACCAUCUUUCACAGUAGGAACAGAUUUUCCUUCACUCGACAUAAGCUAAAAGGCCCUGGAAACGUCUCCAUUUUGCCUCUUUUCUGCUCAGGCCUCUUUCCUGCUCCAGCCACUGGACUAAGAAUAUAUACUAAUGACAGCAUUCUGACCAAAGGAGCUGAGGACUUUCUAAUGAUUUGGAAGCAACCCAGGACCAGCUACAAACCUGAAAUUCACAAUCCCAGUGGCUGGGCUCGAACUUUCAGCCUCCCUCCCAACAGGUAAAGCAGCUGCAUUUCCACUAGGUAGCUCUACAACAAAUUUCACUCUGACCUACCUAACUACACUUCAUUCAUAUGCUGCUGUUGCAUGGGGCAGAAAUAAAAGAUCUGGGCAGAUAGUGAAAUUGAAGACUGUCAAAUUGAGAAACCAAAUUUAGCUAAGGAGUUAGGUGUUUAUUAAGUGGCUGUUGGAUUAAUGAGGGCUGAUCACAAAGUCAAAGCAACAAAUGUUAAAAAUGUUCAAGCGCAAAGCUGAGGAUGGAUGUGAAGAAAGUAGGACCUCUAAAAAAAUGGCAAAUGAGUCACCAACACAGCACGAAGCCACAGCAAGUCCAAUUAUAAAACUGGAGGAGGGCAUGAUUUCUGCUGAAUCGCAGGGUGACCCUACUGAUGAAAAGCAAUAUCCAGUUGUGUGGUCCAGGGUUCAAUAUGAGGAAUUCCAAAGGAAAAAUGAUUGGUUGUUUGCGUCCUAUGGAAAGCUGGGUUGUAGAACGUGUAGACACGUUUCCAACUUCAAGCUUUUCUCUGCUCGAGGGCGGGGUGUGAACAUUGCUUCUCAGUGGUCUGAAUGUCAGAUUUCCUCUUUUGGAAAAACUAGAAAAACACAGCUCACGUCACUUCGAAAAAAAAUUAUCGAACACAAGAAUUCAGCGGCUCACACUGAAGCAACAAAACUUUUAGACGCAGCUAAGAGAGACAGUCUGAUCAAAGCAAAAAAUGAAGAAUUAGCACUUGUAACCACUGCUCGCGUGUUCAGGACAGCUUACUACAUCGCGAAAAUGAAUCGGCCAUAUACUGACCACAAAAGCCUGAUUGACCUGCAAAAAGUGAAUGGGGUUGAGAUGGGGCGAUUGCUUCAAAGCAGAACUGUCUGUGGUGAUAUCAUAGAGCAUGUCUCUUUAGAAAUGAAGCAAAGAAUCGUCUCGAGGAUAAUCGAGGCCAAAUCCAAGAUCACUGUACUAGUUGAUGAAUAUUCUACUCUUGCUCGAAAAUCUACUCUUAUAAUUUUUUUAAAAGCCAGUGUUGAUGGUGUGAUGAAUCCAGUAGCUUUUCCUUUGGAUUUAAUUGAGUUAGACAACACAUCGGUUGAGAACAUAAAGCAAGACAUAAUCAAUUGCUUGUUGCACUAUGGAUUCACUAAGGAAUUACUGACGGAGGCCUUUGUCAGUUUUUGCAGUGAUGGUGCAAACCUCAUGCUUGGAGCCAAAGCUGGGUUGGGCAAACUCCUACAAAAAGACUUCCCAAAUCUCAUUCUGUGGCAUUGUCUUAACCAUAGACUUGAAUUGGUGGUUGAUCAAGCACUGGAUAUCACGGGGGGUACAAACGAUUUCAGGGCAUUUUUAGACAGCUUGUAUUCACUGUGCAGUCAAUCACCAAAAAACGCCUGUGAGCUCAGGGCACAUGCAAACGAACUGCAUGUUAUACUUAAAAAAAUAGGCCGAGUUUUCAGUGUACAAUGGGUAGCUUCAACGUGGAAAGCUGUCAAUGCAGUCUGGCAGACUUACCCAACAUUAGCUAAAUAUUUUGAGGAAGCCUCGCGGGACCAAUCGAGGGAUGGAAGGGAACGAGAAAAAUUCCAGGGUCUCCAUUCAAAACUGUGUUCGGUCCAGUUUGUGAAAAAUCUCUCAUUAAUGUUAGAUGUCUUAACAGAGCUCAAGAAUUUGUCCGAACUUUUACAAGACCAAGAACUGAUGAUCCCCAAAGCAGACAACCUGAUGAAAGUGUAUUUGCAGAGAAUCGACAGCUUGAGGAGAAUCUCUGGAUUGCACACUAAACAAGCACAGCAAGCCGAAGAGGCGAUGAUGUUCAAGAACACAAAGUUGACUGCUGCCAGAGAAAGUCCCAUCAUUAACCCGUCACAAUUCAUUCAGGCCGUGGUUGACAACAUCAGAUGCAAGUUAUUCACCAGCACCGCUACUCAAAGCCCAGCAGCAAGCAAUGAAAUUGCUGACCAGAAUCUGCUUGAGAAUGUGUCUGUUUUGAAACCCGAAACAUGGCAGCAACACGCAGAAAAUCCCUGGUUUGGAGAAACCGAAAUCCGGGCAUUAUGCGAAACUCUGAAAGUUGGUCACCAUGAAUCACACUUGGGAUUUGUAGAGUACAAAUGUUGUGCAGGGCUGAUUGUACCUGAGAAAUUAAAGAAAUUGCUCCUCGCUGUAAACACGCUUGCAGUGAGUAAUGCUGACUGCUGCGAACAGGUCUUCAGCGUAAUGAACAACAUAAUCACGGAUACGCGGACUGCACUGACCACUCAGCAUGUGGCCAAUCUACUUUUUAUUUCAAUUGUCGGACCUCCCUACACAGAGUGGAAUCCUUCCGCGUAUGUUAAAUCAUGGCUGAGCAAAGGACGUCGGGCGGCCAGUUCAGCAGAGGGCAUGGCACGCCGAAAGCAAGCGAAGCCCCAGGAUCAGACUUACUACGCACCGCUGUGGAAGUGUCUUUGAUUUGCACAAUCUUCUUUGUCGUGUGAGCCGAAGGCUAUGUGGUUUCUUGGUUUGUCAUCACAGCUUUUCCUUGGUUAGGCAUUUUGCUUUUCACUCCAGCACGUCGGUGUUUUGUUUUUUUCACGUUGUCGCUCGUGAGAUCAGCUUACAUCCCAAAUACUUACACAGGUUACUGUACUGUCAUAUUUAAAAUUGCUCCCUAAUGUAAUUUUGAUUCCUUGUGCAUUUUGGCCACUUAAACAGACAUGCCAUUGAUAUCCACAUGGGAAUAUUUACAUGGAUUAAGUUAAUCACUUGUUCAAUUUUUGUUCUGGAUAAAGGCCUUAGUUAACAAGACAAUUCUUUCAAUAAUUGAUAUUUCAAUAGUUGCUUCUACCAAAGAAUCCUUAUUACCCCAGUUUUCCUGUAACAUUUUUACUUCUUUACACAUCCAGUGAUAAAUCUUUUCAUGGGAAUGCCUUAUUUCUUUAAUUCUCCCGAUCUGCUAACACUGAAGCACAUUUCUCUUCAAUUCUUUUUCUUAAUUAUUUAUAUUACGUUAGCACGUAAGACCCACACUAGGGGCUUUACAAACACCGAAGAAACAAAUAACUUUGCCCCAUAGAGCUUAGUUACGUCAUUGUGUACACGGAUCAUUUUUCUACAACAGUGUUUAUUUCUAAGUGGAAGUUGAUUUUCCUGACACUUUCUCUAUGUGAAGUAUUUUUGUUCAGACAUAUUUAUAAAGGUGUCCUUCAGUCUGACAAUUUUUCUCUAAGCCAAUAAAGAUUUUUUUUUUUUAAAUUUGA